GGGAGAUCCUGGGAAAGACUGUUAGGCCCUCUAGCCCUCCCUUCCUCCCUCAUACCAACCCAAUACUGUCCCUUUAGGAUAGGGCCUGUGUUGGCAGUCCAGAGUAUCACUACACGGGCACUGGAUAACAGAACUAGAAAUCCACAAAAUGGAGAGGGCCAGAAAGGAAAGAGACCCAUGAGGUCGGGUGCAAAGAUGCAGCCAUCACCACUGGGACCAGAUAAACCUUUGAAAACCUGGAGGCAGGCAUAGGACAAAUGAACAGAGAUGUUCUACACAUGGCAGGUGGGAGGGCAAUCUCAAGGGAGCUGGUUACCCUGAGUGUUUACAAUACAGAUUGGAUAGUGUGGGGUCCAGAAACAUCUAGGGACAGAAAUCUCUAGAUAGCAGCAGUCCUAGAUUAAAUUCCCACUGUGUCUGAAGGACUUUAUUUAAAAAAUCUAUCUUUAUUGAGAUGUAAUGCAUAUACCAUAAAAUUCACCCAUUUAAAAUGUGUAGUUCAGUGGCUUUUAAUAUAAUCACACAGUUGUAUAACCCUCAUGACAAUCUAAGUUAAAAACAUUUGUAUAAUGCCCAUUAGCUGUCACUGCAUCCCCUGCCCUGCCCAGCCCUAAACCUACUUUCUGUCUCUAGAUCUGAAGGUCUCUUGGCACUGCAAAGGUUACAAAUUUAGUCAAUGUUUAUUUUUUCUUUGUUAUUCAUGGGAAAAUGUGAAGACAGGGAAGAGCGCCUUAGGCUUUGCCCUCACGUUUUUACAGUUGUCAGGGAUAAGGCCUGUGGUUAAUAGUUCCAGCUGUCACUUAACAGCUAUGUCAGCUUAGGCAUGUUACAUACUCUCUGAGCCUCAUCUCAUCUCUAAAAUGGGGUAACAAUUGUAUUUAUCUCAUAAGAUUGCUCUCAGGAUUAAAUGACAAAAUGAGAAGAAUCUAGUGAACAGCCUGGCCCACAGAAAAGGAUCAUAAAUGUUUGUCAUUAUUGUUCUUAUGCUAUAUGGCAAAGAACACAGAAGGUGCUUUGGGGCCUGAGGAGAUCUGGGAAGGCUUUAGGAGGAGUAUGUGUGUGUGUGUGUGAGAGAGAGAGAGGGGUGCUCAGACAACACAGGCAAAGUUGGGUGGGUGCAUUCCAGGUAGAAAGUGCAGCAUAAACAAUAAACAAGGGGUGCCAAGAAUACAUGUGACAGAAAGCAAGGAGCGGUGGAUGAUGUGCUUGGGAGAGACCAGCCAAGGGAGCCCAGCAGAUGGGGAAGAAAGCAGAUGGCCACAGCUGGGGAAGAGGCAGGCAUCUGGGAUGCAGGAGAGUGAACAAGUUAAGAGCUUGUCCAUGGGUCAGCACCUGAUUGGGUAGAAUGGCAGAAAUGGCCUUCCUGAGCUGCAUUCAGGGCUGAAGGAGGAAGGAAUCUGACCAGGACAGAUGGGCGUGGGCAUUCCAGGUGGAGGAGCCAGUUUGAGACUAGACUUGUAAUCAGGUGAUUUGUACAGGCCAGUACAGGCCAGUACAGGAAGGCUGUGAUGCAUCUGGAUGGCCUUGAAUGCCACAUUAAGGACUUUGCAGCUUAUUGAGGUGAGAGAAGUCUGGAAAGUUUGGGGCAUUUGUCACCCUUACUGUCUGAGCAGUACUGCAGAGGGUAUGCAAGGUUUAGGAUGGAGUGAGGGCAAUGACUAUGGGUCUCAUCACUAGGGCCACUGAGGCACAGAGCCCCAAUUUUAUUUUUAAUUGAUUCAUGUUGGUAAAGAAUGGGAAGCUGAGGGAAGGCUGGGAAAGGGGCAGGGGAAUGAGGACCACCCCCACUGUAUGAUCUCAGUGGAAAAGGCUGCUGUGAGUAGAUUUUGCUGCCAGAAGAGCCACAGAGAUGGGCCCCAUGAGUCACUGCUCAGUCCUGCAAGCUCAGCCCACAGAACUUGCUGCGGUCAGAGGUCCAGGCUGGCUCCAGGCCCAGCCCCAGUGCUCCCCACUAAGGCCUCAAUCUGUCCCCGUUUCUGUCUGUAUCUUUGCCAUCCUGGGACUGUUCAUCCUGCCGUUCUCCCCCUCUGUGUCACUUUCAAACUGUGCCUCUGAAUCUGUCUCCAUUUGUGGCUCUGGCUUGCAUCUGCUCAUGGAUAUAGAGCCUCUGGUAGGCAGACAUAGUAGACCAGUCUUGGAUACCCCUAAGCAUUUAUUGUGUGUCAGGUCCUGUGCUGGGUGCUAGAAGUACAGAAGUGGACAACACACAGUCUUUAUUUUCAUGGAGCUUACAAUGCACAUUCUACAUGGAGUGAAUAAACCAAGGCAUGGCCCUGCCCCUGAAUUUGUCUGUCUGCCUGUGCUCAAGAGUGCUGGUGUCAGCUAUGGCCUGUGGCUUGAAGCCUUUUAUUUGCCUCUGGCACUGGAGGGUUAUAUGUGCCACCAGGUCCCCUCAGCUCUUAGUGCUCCUGGGGGGCCUGGUUAGUGGGUGGGUGUGGGCAGCAGAAGUGGAGGGCAGGAGCAGGAGGCAGUGACUCAGUGGGGCGGCCCUGGGACAGUUAGGGAGGGAGCCAAGGCUGGCUGGUCCCGAUGCUCACUGAAGCUGGAGGACGGUGUGGGUUGGGGAUGAUCAGGACAACUCCAGUGCUCCUCCCUGGCAGCCAGAAGAGCUCAUGAAUGCUCCUUGGUAACUAGUCUGAGAGUCUGGACUCGGGUGCUGAUGUGGCAGCUGGGGUGGGGGAUUAGGGGGAGGAUGGCUUUUGUUUCCACUGUGCCUGCUUCCGAUGAUGCCUAGGUUCCUGCCUCUGGCAGCCUCCCUGGGCUCAUGAUGGAGGUGCCUGCCUUAGAGCCAGGGAAGCCAUUACACCCACUGCCCCCUCCACCCAGGAACGAAGGGCUUAAGCAUGUUGUGGGGCACAGCGCCUUAUUUGGGCCACAUAGUCUAUCUUCUUACAAUCUUCCUAUGAAUUUUGGGGAGUGUCAGGCCAGGCUCACAUUCCCCAAAUGGACCUCAUACCUGAGAGCUGGAAGGGAGCUCACAGGUCAACUAUUCACCAGUUCAGGAUCCCGAUUGCUGGUGAAAUGAGGGGCAGGGUACAAACCCAGCCCAAGUGCGGACAACAAGUGGACAUUUGACAUAGGGGGUCCUAGUCCUUAUGGCAAUCCCAGGAGAAAGGAAUGACUUUUUGUUGUUGUUGUUGUUACAGGUGAGGAAGGUGAGGCUCAAAGAGAACUGAGUUACUGGAGCUCAUCCAGCCGGACCGCCUUAGGAGGUUGCUGUCGGACCGGCUGAAGGGCUGUGGUUCUAUCCUGCGGCGCCCAGGGGGCGGAGCGGCGACGCGUCCUUGGUCUCCCUGCUUUCCCACCCCGUGGUCGGGGGCGGUGCGCUGUACCCGCCGUCGAGGCAGCGGCGUGGUAAAUCCGAGAACUGCAGCGGCCCCAGGGCCUCGUGGUAACCCGCCACGGGCCGGCGGGUGGGCGAGGGGGAGCGACCGAGGCCCGGGGCGAAGCCAGGGCCCUGCUGGGUCGGGUGAGGCCAAGCACAGGGCAGCGCUGUGCUUCUGCCGAGACGGUACCAUCAGCAGGGCCGACCAAACAUGGCGGUGAGUGCGCGUCUGGGCGUGGGGCCCAGCCAGCGAGGGCCUGCAUGAGCGCGAACUGCGGGGCCUGCUUAGAAAGGAGACCCUUCCCUGUUCCCCCUUCUCAGGUCUGAACAGCGGCAGCAUUUGCACUUCCAAUACCCCGGCACCAAGACGGGCACCUCCUACGGCUUAGUACCUUCUGCCUGCGUUAUCCUCCGAACCCUGUUCUCUCCGACUAUCUUCAACCCAUUUCCUGGAUGAGCUGAGGCCUCAGUUUAUCACGUGGGCCUAGCCCUUCUCCCACUUGACCCCAACCGGCCCACCCUUAAGGAGGGGGCUAAUGGAAGGGCCCCUGGAGGAUGGGGGUGAAUCCCCAGACUCCCAGGGCCACGCCACCGACUGGAGAUGUGCUGUGUGUAGUUUCACGGACGCUUGGGGUGAAGAAGAACCUGCUCCCCAGAUGCAGGUUAAGGACCCCAAUCCUCCAAGACCACCAGCAGGGGCAGCCCAGGGGGAAAGGCUGCAGGGCAGGCCCCUGCAUGCAGAGCUUCAGUCACCCCCAGGACAAAUGGCUGCAGAUAGGUCAGGGGAUGGCCAGAGGGGCACAUUAGAAGAUUCCUCAGUCCAGUCAGAGGAACCAGCCCCCUCUGGAGAGGAGAGCAUCCUAUGUCCAAUGUCCUCCCACCUCAGCCUGGCACAGGGCAAGAAUGACAGCCUAGGGGGAGGCUUGGCAGGGGACCCAGUUCUAGUAAGGGCAGUGCCAGCCCACUUAGGUCCUGGGGGGUUGGACAGCAACCCUGUGGAUCUUGAAGACCCUUUGUCUGAGACAUCGUCAGAGCUGCUGGAGGCAGACCCCAGCGAAUGCAACGUCCCUAAGGCCACUGACUACCUCCUGGCCCAAGACCUCGCCUGGGAGCUACUGGCCAGUAGCAUGGCUGCCCUGCCAGGGACACGGGAUGUGGAAGGCCGGGCAGUGCUCCUUCUGUGUGCCCAUAGCCCUGCAUGGCUUCACCCCAAGUGCAGAAGCCGUGAACUCAUCCUCCUCCUCCUCUACCUUCGGAGCAUCCCCAGGCCCGAAGUACAGGCUCUGGGACUGACUGUGCUAGUGGAUGCCCGAAUUUGUUCCCCAAGCUCUUUCCUUUUCUGGGGGCUCAGCCAGUUGCAAGAAACUGCCCCAGGGUCAAUACACCAGGUGUUGCUACUGGGAAGGAUGCCAGAGGAGGUGCCUCCAGGGCUGCAGCUAGAACACCUGCCCUCUCAUCAGAGCCUGCUGACCCACAUCUCCACCUCAGUCUUGCCCACUUCAAUGGGAGGUGGCCUGCCUUACUGCCACCAGGCCUGGCUGGACUUCCGGAUGCGUCUGGAAGCCCUACUGCAUAGCUGCCAGCUGGUUUGUGCCCAGCUCCAGGGGGCCAUUGAGAGCAUGAAGGCUGUGCCCCAGCCCAUGGAGUCUGGGGAAGUGAGUCAGCUGCUACAGCAGGCACGGGUGUUGAUGCAGCAUGUGCUAGACUCGCCACAACUGGCAUGGCUGCAAUGCCAGGGUGGGUUGGAGCUGGCAUGGCUGAAGCAAGAGGUCCCAGAAGUGACCCUGAGCCCAGACUACAGGCCGGCGGUGGACAAGGUCGAUGAGCUGUAUGGCCAUGUGGAUGGACUGCUGCACCAACUGACCUUGCAGAGUAACCGGCGAGUACAGGCACUGGAAUUGGUCCAGAUGCUGGAGGCCCAGGAGGGCGAGCUGCACCAGAUUGAAGUGUGGCUGCAGCAGGUUGGCUGGCCAGCACUCAAGGAGCCAAGGGAGCCUUCACUGGACAUGCUGCUUCAGGCCCAAAGCUCUUUUCAGGAGGUGGAUCAGGUUGCCCAGGAGCAGGUCAGGCGAGGGGAGAAGUUUCUGCAGCCACUGGCUGGCUGGAAGGCAACUGAACUGGGCCCCACUGGGGCCCGCUUUCUGGCCCUCCAAGCCCAGCUGACUGACUUCUCUAGGGCCUUGGGCCAGUGGCGGCAGUGGCUGUCAGAUGCUGAGAGGCUGUUGCAGUUAUUCAAACAGGCAUCGACAUGGGCUGAGGAGGGACAGCGGUUGUUGGCAGAGCUGGCACAGGAGCGCCCAGGGGUUGUGCUGCAGCGGCUGCAGCUUCAUUGGACCAAGCACCCUGACUUGCCUCCUGCCCAUUUCCGAAAAAUGUGGGCUCUGGCUACAGGGCUGGGCUCUGAGGGUAUCCGCCAGGAGUGCUGCUGGGCCUGGGCGCGGUGCCAGGACACCUGGCUGGCCCUGGACCAGAAGCUAGAGGCCACACUGAAGUUCCCACCGACAGGCAGCACAGGUAGCCUGUGUGUCAGCCGGGUUCCGACUGUAGCUGCCACUCCUCCCCUGAGGAAGGCAUACAGCCUUGAUCGGAACCUGGGGCAGAGUGUCCGAGUGUCUGCCCACCACUGCCACCUUGUGGCCAGACCAGAGGCUAGUGGUGGUGUCCAGCCAGGGUCUUCCCCCACCAUGCAUCCACCGGGCAACUCUGACUCCAGGAACCCCAACAGACUCCAGCUGGUGCUGGCAGAGAUGGUGGCUACAGAGCGGGAGUAUGUCCGUGCCCUCAACUAUACCGUCCAGAACUACUUUCCUGAGCUGGAUCGCCCCGAUUUGCCCCAGGGCCUGCGCGGCCAGCGUGCCCACCUCUUUGGCAACCUGGAGAAGCUGCGGGACUUCCAUUGCCACUUCUUCCUGCGUGAACUGGAGGCCUGCACCCGGCACCCGCCCCGGGUGGCCCAUGCCUUCCUGCGCCACCGGGUGCAGUUUGGGAUGUAUGCACUCUACAGCAAGAAUAAACCUCGCUCUGAUGCCCUGAUGACUAGCUUCGGUCAUGCCUUCUUCAAGGACAAGCAGCAAGCACUAGGGGACUACCUGGACUUGGCCUCCUACCUGCUGAAGCCCAUCCAGCGCAUGAGCAAGUAUGCGCUGCUGCUGCAGGAGCUGGCACGGGCCUGCGGUGGGGGUGUGCAGGACCUGAGUGCCCUGCAGGCUGCCCAGAACCUUGUGCGGUUCCAGCUGCGACACGGCAAUGACCUGCUAGCCAUGGACGCCAUCCAGGGUUGUGAUGUUAACCUCAAGGAACAGGGGCAGCUGGUACGACAGGAUGAAUUCAUAGUGCGCACUGGGCGCCACAAGUCCCUGCGCCGUGUUUUCCUCUUUGAGGAGCUGCUGCUCUUCAGCAAGCCUCGCCAAGGACCCACAGGCACCGAAACGUUUACCUACAAACGCUCCUUCAAAAUGGCAGACCUGGGCCUCACUGAGUGCUGUGGGGAUAGCAACCUGCGCUUUGAGAUCUGGUUCCGUCGUCGCAAUGCCAGGGACACCUUUGUGCUGCAGGCUGCCAGCUUGGCCACCAAGCAGGCUUGGACAGCUGACAUUUCCCGUCUGCUCUGGAGGCAGGCUGUCCACAACAAGGAGGUGCGCAUGGCUGAAAUGGUAUCCAUGGGUUUGGGGAACAAGGCCUUCCAGGAUAUCACCCCCAAUGAGGAAGCUAUCAACGACCGCACCAUCAACUACAUCCUGAAGUGCAGAGAAAUUCGCUCUCGGGCUUCCAUUGCUGUGUCCCCGUUUGACCAUGACAGCUCCUACACGGGCACCUCAAGCUCCCUUCCUGGAGACCCUGCCUCUUGCUCUGUGCUGGGGUCCCUCAACCUGCACCUGUACAGAGACCUGACUCUUCUGGGUCUCCCCCGGCCCCUGUAUUCCACCUUCACAGAGGAAGUAGCACUAGAGGCUAAGGUGGAGCUGGACAGCCAGCUGUCUUUGACUCCUGAGGACUCAGAGGUCUCAUCUCAGUGCCCUUCAGCCAGUGGCUCCAGUGGCUCUGAUAGCAGCUGUGUGUCAGGGCAGGCCCUGGGCAGGGGCCUCGAGGACUUGUCCUACGUCUGAGCCUGGGCUCGAAGAUGGGCAGUGGAUCCAACAGCCUGUAGCUCCAAGAAACACCACCUCUCUUCGGAUCUGCUGUGACCAAGGCAGGGCUGCCACCCAGGCCACCUUCUGUCCACAGGCACUGCCUUAUUGACUACUCUUUUUGAUGUCUGUGCCCAUUGGCAGACUGGCAGGAGCCUCCUGGGCUCUUGGCUGCAUGUCACCUUCUGUCCCCUCUCCGGCUCCCAUCCCAGUUGUGAGCUAUGAUUAGGCUAAAGCAGAGGGUGGAUGUUUCCAUAUUCUAAUCUGUUGGGGCACCAAAAGGCCCCAGCCAAUGACUGGGCUGUCACACCCCUCAAGAGGAACAUAGGUGGGUUCCAGAAGCUGCUGCCCAAUCCCUGGUCUCAAGGCCAAGCUCCUCAAACUUAGGAGCAAGUCCACCCCUAUUGGACCCUCUCUUUUGCCUGGCCUGGCUCCCCAGGCUCAGCUCCUUAUUUCCUGGUCAGUUUGGUUAUAUUGACUCAAUACCUUUUGAAUAGCUUUCUGUUAAGAGUUACCUAAAAUUAUUUUACUGUUGUUAGGUCUUUGGGGUCCCAGAGACUGAGUCCAGACCCUUGAGUUGUGAUUUACUUUGUAUUUG
This is a messenger RNA of Manis javanica (Malayan pangolin), 8050 nucleotides long. Lineage: Eukaryota; Metazoa; Chordata; Mammalia; Pholidota; Manidae. The record is from RefSeq and is a predicted model, not a curated record.